UCGGUUUUUUUGUGGGGGGGGGUUGUCUCCGGCAGCUUGAUUGGGGGAGGCGACCCACACUGGGCGCUAGGAGAUUAUUUCCCCCAUUUUUUUUUAAAGCGGGGUUAACUGUUCUUGGCAGCUGGGUUUCUGGGAGACCCUAAAAAAGGCCUUUCGGGGUUCCUUUCUUCCGGGGGAGGGGACGGUGGUCCCGACUUGGCCCGCCGCCUGCUGGAGGGGCGCAGCAGGGAGCGAGGGGAUGAGAGCCUGGCUUCCCCCACCAUGAUGAAGACGGAGCCGCGGGGCCCCGGGGGUCCCCUCCGGAGCGCCUCCCCGCACCGCAGUGCCUACGAGGCCGGCAUCCAAGCGCUGAAGCCGCCCGACGCGCCCGGGCCCGACGAGGCACCCAAGACGGCCCACCAUAAGAAAUAUGGCUCCAACGUCCACCGUAUCAAAAGUAUGUUCCUGCAGAUGGGCACCCCGGCCGGCCCCGCGCCCGAGGAGCCCAAGCCUCCCGCAGCCCCAGAGGAGGAGGAAGCGGCAGCACCCGCGGUGGAAACGGCCCCAGAGAGGGGGGUAGGCAGUGGUCGGGCCCCGGACGUGGCCCAGGAAGAGGUGGAUGAGUCCAAGAAGGAGGACUUCUCGGAGGCGGACUUGGUGGAUGUGAGCGCCUACAGUGGGCUUGGGGAAGACUCUGGGGGCAGCGCCCUAGAGGAGGACGACGAGGAAGAGGAGGACGGAGAGCCCCCCUACGAGCCCGAGUCAGGGUGCGUGGAGAUCCCCGGGCUCUCGGAGGAAGAAGACCCGGCCCCGAGUCGGAAGAUCCAUUUCAGCACGGCGCCGAUCCAAGUGUUCAGCACCUACUCCAACGAGGACUACGACCGACGCAACGAGGACGUGGAUCCCAUGGCUGCGUCUGCGGAGUACGAGCUGGAAAAGCGGGUGGAGAGGUUGGAGCUGUUCCCUGUGGAGCUGGAGAAGGACUCUGAGGGCCUAGGCAUCAGCAUCAUCGGCAUGGGGGCUGGGGCCGACAUGGGCCUGGAGAAGCUGGGCAUUUUUGUGAAGACCGUGACCGAGGGCGGCGCUGCCCACCGGGAUGGCAGGAUCCAGGUGAACGAUCUCCUGGUGGAGGUGGACGGGACGAGUCUGGUAGGAGUGACCCAGAGCUUUGCAGCGUCCGUGCUCCGGAACACGAAGGGCCGAGUGCGGUUUACGAUUGGCCGAGAGCGGCCGGGCGAGCAGAGUGAAGUGGCCCAACUCAUCCAGCAGACCCUAGAACAGGAACGAUGGCAGCGGGAAAUGAUGGAGCAGAGAUACGCCCAGUACGCGGAAGACGACGAGGAGACGGGGGAGUAUGCCACCGACGAGGAUGAGGAGCUGAGCCCCACCUUCCCGGGCGGGGAGAUGGCCAUCGAGGUGUUCGAGCUGGCAGAGAACGAGGACGCGCUGUCCCCGGUGGACAUGGAGCCUGAGAAGCUGGGCUGCCCGGCGGGAGCUGAGUGCCGCCUCUGCCUACAGCUCCAGAUCAAGCACGCAGUCACGGAGGCGGAGAUCCAGCAGCUGAAAAGGAAGCUUCAGAGCCUGGAGCAGGAGAAGGGGCGCUGGCGGGUGGAGAAGGCGCAGCUGGAGCACAGCGUGGAGGAGAACAAGGAGCGCAUGGAGAAGCUGGAGGGCUACUGGGGCGAGGCCCAGAGCCUGUGCCAGGCGGUGGACGAGCACCUGCGGGAGACACAGGCCCAGUACCAGGCGCUGGAGCGGAAGUACAGUAAGGCCAAGCGCCUCAUCAAGGACUACCAGCAGAAGGAGAUCGAGUUCCUGAAAAAGGAGACUGCGCAGCGGCGUGUUCUGGAGGAGUCGGAGCUGGCCAGGAAGGAAGAAAUGGACAAACUCCUGGACAAGAUCUCAGAACUGGAAGGCAACCUGCAAACACUGAGGAAUUCCAACUCCACUUAACAGGAUUCAUCCCAUGACUGGACAAAAAUGCCCCCUCCCCUCGUCCUCCCUCCCCUGUCCUCCAUACCCACUCCGCCCCUACCAGCCUGGGGACAGGUGCCCCGACUCCCCUCCCUCCUCCCCCACCUCCCCAGCUUCAGGGACCAGAGGGCCCAUUUCACAGGCCCCUUAAGGCGGCCCAGGCAGACAGUGGCGACUGGAAGGGCGGCCUCCUUCUCACCCUGUGGGGCUGAGGCACAAGGGCCGAGGGAAGCCAAGGGCUGGCCUGGGUGACGGAUGGACACAAGGACCUGCAGACCAAACUGCCAGACUUUACAACCUCCAGCCUUCGUCUCUGGACUGGAGGGGGGCUGGGGCUCCCCCAGCAUCUCGCCAACUGGAGGCUGCUCCCUGACCCCUCGGUCUCGACUCGAGAUCCUACCUUCGUGGCCCUGCCUCUCCCAUAUCAUCAUCGUGCUGUCUGUUGCAUUCCAAUUCUCCUGUUUGGGAGGUGGGUGUUUUGCCUCCUCCGCUCCCUGUUCCCUAUCCCAGGAGGGACAGAGCUCAGCCCGAAGCCGGAGGCUGGGCCUGGCCCUGGCCCUGCACUGAUUUCCCCUGUAUCCUUCGGGAAAAGCGGAGCGACAGUAAGAAGAGGGGAGAAGCCCAGGAUCCUGGUCCCUGACUCCCCCUUCCUGGGGGACCGCCAGCAGCCCCCGACUUCUCCCUCUGCCUCCCCUCUCCUGGGUGCCAAAUAGCCAUAACCUCCUCCCCUGAACUGUUCUGCCACCUGUGGUGUGGGGGGGAUCCCGGCUGAGCCUGGGAGGAAGGGAGGUCAGUUUAGGGGCUGCUACUUUCUCACCGGAGAGCCAGACCCUCCCGGCCCUGCCCAGGCCCACGCCUGGAAGCCUUGUAUGAACAGCGCAGACUCAGCCCUGGCCCCACAGUUUUCCCAUAUUUUGACUGGAGGGUAAAAUUUUACUACUUCUCCUAUUUUUGGAGACCAGGGCUGUCCACCCACCACCACCACCACCCCUGGCAGCCUGCUUUCUAAAUGAAAUGGACUUCCCCACUUGAAUCCCAAAUUAGGGCUUGGACCAAGGGAGAUGAGACACCCCCCUUCCCAUAAAAUCCAUUUUGCCACCUCCCCUCUCCCCCUCCCUGAGCCUAGGUUUUGGUUCAUUUUUUAAAAAUCGACCCUGCUCCAUCCGUUUCAGCUUCUCCUUGUCCCCUGUAAAUAGACCACGCCAUCGACCAGUAUUUCUUGCCCAUCCCCCGCCCCGUUCCUGCCCUCCCCCAAAGUGCUGGCCGUCUCGGUGCCCCGCCCAUGCGCUUCACCAGGGCAGAUGGAGGGGGCGGGGCCUCGGGCGCUUCCGGCUUCCUGGCCCGCAGCCGCCCCUGCCCCGCCCUUGGAGGACCCGUCUCUGUAUAUAAUAUAUAUAUGUAUGUAUUGUUCCCGGUUUUGUACGGACCAUGCCCUCCGUCAGGUCGUCCCCAUAAAAGCAGCCCCAGAGCGUCGCUG
Molecule: messenger RNA, 3430 nt
Organism: Fukomys damarensis (Damara mole-rat)
Lineage: Eukaryota; Metazoa; Chordata; Mammalia; Rodentia; Bathyergidae
Gene: Ppp1r9b
Product: protein phosphatase 1 regulatory subunit 9B
Exons: 10
Coding region: 262-1932 (556 amino acids)
Biological process (GO): neuron projection development; calcium-mediated signaling; actin filament organization
Cellular component (GO): dendrite; postsynaptic density; actin cytoskeleton
Molecular function (GO): actin filament binding
Source: RefSeq, a predicted model, not a curated record